UUGGUGUAUCCUGAGCGUUGGAUCUAGGGUUGCUCAAACCUAAAAGACUAAACUCACGGGUCCAUACGUUUUCCUUCAUCCAGAUCUGGCAGACUAGUAUCCGAUCCUCUGUCCUCUCGAAGAUUUCAUCGUUCAACAUAUUCUCACCAUCUCUGUCAUGGGCCUGCUAUCUUGUUUUAGGUCUACCGUCCUGAGAAAAUGUUCCAAAGGAAGCUCUGGCAUGUCAAGAUUCCUGUAUACGAACAAUUUUCAACGAAACUUGAUUUCGUCUGGUGGCAAUGAAUCGUAUUAUGGGUAUUUUAACAGGAGAUCAUACACUUCACUUUAUAUGGGAACUGGAACUGUGGGUGGGAUUACAAGUGCUAGAAUCAGGGUGCCAAAUGUAGGAUGUGAAGGAUUCAUGUGCUCAAGUCAUCUGUCAAUCACUCAAAGAAAUUCAAGAUUGAUCCAUUCUACUAGCAAGAUUGUUCCAAAUUCUGAAAUUCAGAAUAUAACUACUGAGAUGGUGAAGACACCAGAGGUCUCAAGAUGGAUGGAUCAAGUCAUCCCUACAAUAGCCCCUUGUGAUGCAGCAGAACCAUGGCAACUAGGGUUUCAAGAUGCAGCAACACCUAUAAUGCAAGGAAUAAUAGACUUACAUCACGAUAUCUUUUUCUUCGUCAUUCAGAUUGGAGUUUUUGUAUCAUGGGUCUUGCUUCGUGCUUUAUGGCAUUUCAGGUCUAAAAUGAAUCCAAUCCCUCAAAGAAUUGUUCAUGGAACAACAAUCGAGAUUCUUUGGACCAUAUUUCCUAGUGUCAUACUAAUGUUCAUUGCUAUACCAUCGUUUGCUUUGUUAUACUCAAUGGAUGAUAUUGUAGUGGAUCCAGCCAUUACUAUCAAAGCUAUUGGACAUCAAUGGUAUUGGACUUAUGAGUAUUCAGACUAUAACAACUCUGAUGAACAAUCACUUGCUUUUGAUAGUUAUAUGAUUCCAGAAGAUGAUCUAGAAUUAGGGCAAUUACGUUUACUAGAAGUGGACAAUAGAGUGGUAGUGCCAGCUAAAACUCAUCUGCGUGUUAUUAUAACAUCAGCUGAUGUACUUCAUAGUUGGGCAGUACCUUCCCUGGGUGUCAAAUGUGAUGCUGUGCCUGGUCGUUUGAAUCAGAUCUCUACUUUUAUACAAAGAGAAGGGGUUUACUAUGGUCAAUGCAGUGAGAUUUGUGGAACUAACCAUGCCUUUAUGCCUAUUGUCAUAGAAGCAGUUUCUACUAAAGAUUAUGGUUCUUGGGUUUCCAGUCAAGUCAACUAAUCCCUGCUGGCUGUGUGGUGGCAGUAGUGGCAAGUAAGGUGAAAUAAAAAUAGGUGUUUCUUACUUUUGAAUAUUUGGUUUGUGUUGUUCCAUAAUCAUUCUUGAGAUCAAACUCAAACGACAAUAUUUGUGUCUUGAGAUCAAACUCAAACAAUAAUAUUUGUGUUAUCUGGUAUUGUGUUUUUUAAAGUCAAAUGCACCCAUAAUAUGCUUUGGAUCCCAGGUAAA
Molecule: messenger RNA, 1516 nt
Organism: Glycine soja
Lineage: Eukaryota; Viridiplantae; Streptophyta; Magnoliopsida; Fabales; Fabaceae
Product: cytochrome c oxidase subunit 2, mitochondrial
Exons: 3
Coding region: 158-1288 (376 amino acids)
Biological process (GO): ATP synthesis coupled electron transport
Cellular component (GO): membrane
Molecular function (GO): cytochrome-c oxidase activity; copper ion binding
Source: RefSeq, a predicted model, not a curated record